This is a messenger RNA of Pelobates cultripes (western spadefoot toad), 525 nucleotides long. The record is from the annotation of a GenBank genome assembly. Lineage: Eukaryota; Metazoa; Chordata; Amphibia; Anura; Pelobatidae.
AUGGCAACCGAACCUGACCCUGAAACCGACUCCACAUGCCCGGAGCUGCUCUUGGAGGGAGGGGGGAAAGAACAGCAGUCUGGGUCACCUAGUAGCACACAAGCCAAAGGGGAUAACUCAGCCCCAGCCACAAAACGGGAUAUAAGGCAAUUACUGCAAGAGAUUAAGAAGAUGUUUGAUGAUGACAUAAAUUUGGCUCGGACAGAGACGCAGGCAGUGACGGCAUGGGUACAGGCCACAAAGGAGGACAAUGGAUCUACACCAAGAAGUUUAAAGCUUGGGGGAUACCCUGUGACAACUACAGUCUGCAAACACAAUAUUAUAAACUACACUAGACACUAUGGAAGACUGCAGUUGACACACAAACGUCAAAAUUCAGAGGGUCUCAGACUCGAUUGGCCCAACCGAAUUCCACAAUACCUGAGAUGGCUCACAGCAGUGCUCCUGCCACACACCCAAGCUAAAAAACUUAAUUUCGACUGCAAUUUUUGCAUCAAGAAAGCAAAACAGGCACCCCCAGCAUAG